Messenger RNA from Entamoeba dispar SAW760, 1926 nucleotides. RefSeq lists its product as uncharacterized. NCBI's taxonomy places the organism in Eukaryota, Evosea, Mastigamoebida, Endamoebidae. The transcript has a single exon. The record is from RefSeq and is a predicted model, not a curated record. The coding region runs from base 1 to 1926 and encodes 641 amino acids.
AUGAGCUAUUGGUAUAGACCAAACGUAUUUAGAAGACGUUGGGGUAGUUAUGGAAGUAUAAAAAAUAAUUGGUACUCAAAUAACUACUCAUUAAAUUCGAUUAACGAUAAUUAUGAUCCUGAUGCAGGAGAUGAAGAGUAUACAGAAGAAGAUGAUGUAGAUCUACAUCCAAAUGUAUACACAGAAAAUAGUUAUUUUGAUCCAGACAAUGAACCUGAGAGAGCAAAUAAACCAGAUAUAAUUGACGAAGAAUAUAAUAAAACAGAAGAAUCAAUGUUUGAUGAUCCAGAUUAUGAAGAAUAUAAUAAAGAAUUUAGAAAUAUCAUUGAACCACAUGAAGAACAAGAAUAUGAAGAAGAUGAAGAACAACAAGAACAAGACAUUCCAGAAGAAGAAACAAUAACAUAUGAAAUAGUUAAUCCAAAUAAUCAAGAACAAGUAUUAACAUAUGAUGAUAAUACGCUAAAAAUACUCGAUGGAAUAAUAGAUAUAGACAAUGAAAAUGAAUUAAUUGACACUCUAACUCGAGUAGAAGAAGAUGUAAGAAAAAGAAAUGAAACUAUAUUAUUACAAACAGAACAAGAAGAUGAAACAAUACCUGUAAUAAUAACUGAUAAACAAAAUAAUAUAGUAUUAGCUGAUAACAUUGAAGAAAAUAGAAUACCAGAAGUACUUCAACAACUAAAAGAAAAACCAUUACAAGAAGAAAUAGAAAUACAUAAAGAUGUUAAAGAUCCUGAUAACUUUAUAAUACCACCAAAACAAUAUAAAGAAAUAAAACCAAUGGAUGAUGAUGAAGAAGAUGAAAAGAACAGAAAAAGAUACAGAAAGUUAGAUGACUUCUUUAAUGAUAACUACAAGAAAAGAGGAGAUGAUAGUUCUUCGGAUAGUGAAGAUAAUAGAGAAGAUGGAAAAGGCAAAAUUAAAUACCAAGCUAAAAGACCAUUUGAAGAGAAACUAACAUCAACAUUCUUUAAUCCACCUAGAAUUAAUAACUUACCACCUCAACAACCAAUACAAGAGAUUGUACCAUAUCAACAAAUGAUAAUUAAACCAGAACAGAAAAAGAAAAAGAAGUCUCCCAAGAAAAUACAAAAUAAUGAUGACGUCAACGGUAAUAAACCUGACGACGAUUCUAAAGGUAUAAAGAUUAAAUUAAACGAAUUAGAAGAAAGAGAAUUAGUAUUAAAAGAAGCUAAACCUGUACCAGACUUUAUACCUUUAGAAUCCGUCGAUAUACCAAAUGAAGUAGAAAAUGAAGAACCAAUACUAGAAGAUGAUGAACAAGAAUUAGAAUGGUAUGAUGACCAUAUGCCAGAAGAAAUAAAAUUAGAUCCUGUACCAGAAGAUGCUAAAUAUUGGCAUAACUUUAAACAUAAUUCAGAAAAGAAGAAAAUAAAUUAUCCAAUUCAAUUAGUUGAUGAUAGAACACAAGGUAAUUUAGCAAGACAAGCUAAAGAAUCAAGAAAACUCCAACGAAAAACAAGAAAACAAGAAAAGAUCAAAAAGAUGAAAGAUCCUAUAAAUAAAAUAACAGAAAUAAAUAAAUUUGUUAAUAAGAAAAUUAAGAAGUACUUAAAACGUCAUCCUCUAUUAAUAGAAGAAGAAAUUCCCGAAGAACUUAUCGAACGAUGGCAAGAAGAAGCACUCCAUGAUUACGAUUAUAGAUUACUAAUGUUAGAAUCAGAAGUUAUAAUUAUACAACAACCACCUUCUACAAAAAGAAAAGAACCAAUCGAAGAAAAAGAACAAAAAGAAGAGAAACCAGAAAUAGAAAAAGAAGAAAACGAUUACCCGUUAAAUCUAAUUAUAGAAGAAGAUAGUGAAGCAGAAAUACCAAUAGAACCAGUAGAACCAUUAGAAGAUCCUCAAUUCGACUAUGCCACAUCAACAAUUGGCGGGGAAGAUAAAGUUAGAACUAGAUAA